CGGCUGCUGCUGCUGGCGGCCGGCGGGCAGCGACCGGGCCGGGCCGAGCCGAGCCGAGCGCUGCAGCUGGAGGGGCAGCGGUUUGAGCUGGGAGCCCCGUUCCUGUGCAGUGGAGCAGGUUCAUCUGCACUGCGGGUUCCCUGGAGUGGAUGUACCCCACACGAGCCCUGCGUGUUGUCCUGGAGCCCAACCUCUCCAGUGCCCACCACAUCACUGUCUGCAUCAAGCCUGCCAGUGACUUCCAGGGUGCCAGCAUCUAUGUGGAAUGUGCUGGGCAGCUGCAUCUGGUGGUGAGCGAGGCAGAAGGGGCUCAACCCCACCACGUGUCUUGCUUCAGUGCCCACAAGCCACAACGGGUGGCCCUCUUCCUGCAGGCCAGCCUGCAGAGGGACAUCAGCCGUCGGAUGGACAGCUUCCAGUAUGAGCUGCUGAGCAACCAGAGCACUGCGAGCCCCAGCUUAAAACAGAUGGCACUGGUCAAAGGUAUGUGCCGUCCUUGUGACAACGUGGAACUUCUCAUGGCCAUUUGCAGCAGUGACUUUGUGGUGAAAGGAUCUAUCCAAAAUGUUUCCUACGAUUCAGAGAACCACAUGUCACAGGUUGAUGUCACCGUCCACAAAGUCUACAGGCAGAAAAACAGGAUUUUCCAGCAGGAUGAAGCAAGUGGUGAAUAGUGAGGCCCUAUCCAGACCCUGCUGCAAUGCAAGGUGAAGAAGGGAGGUGGAGAUUUCCUUUUCACUGGAAAUGAACACUUUGGUGAAGCUUGGCUGGGCUGUGCUCCUCGGUUUAAAGAUUUCAUGUUCAUUUACUGGGCUGCAAGGGAAAAAGGAGCCAACCCAUGUGAGUUCCAGCUCAACUGA
Melopsittacus undulatus (budgerigar) is the source of this 860-nucleotide messenger RNA. Its product is annotated as meteorin-like protein. The record is from RefSeq and is a predicted model, not a curated record. Gene Ontology annotation, molecular function: hormone activity. The transcript is spliced from 4 exons. Lineage: Eukaryota; Metazoa; Chordata; Aves; Psittaciformes; Psittaculidae.